AUGAAACCCCAUAUAACGCGAAACUUUCUGGAAAACGUGGACGCUCGCCGCAGUGGCAACAUCUCACGAACAGAUACGUUCGUCGCUAUAGGACAGCUACUUGCAUUCGACAACCAGAUGUCUGACCUGGCAGCUAGUUUUGUUCCUGAAGCAUACAUACCGGAGCCGUUUGCAGAAGGCAAACAAGGGGGUAUCAAGGAAAUGAUGGACGUCAUUUCCGAGGCUCAUUGGCAAAACCAGGAACUAUACCGCGCGUUUCUGGUGGUGCUGGCCAGGGCUAACCGCAUCGGCACGCGUAUCGAAUCGUGGUUGCUGCAAGUGAGUCUUGUGUUUGCGGACCAGCCGCAUUUCGUACAGUGGUUCAAUGCCUUCAUGGCCAAUGUCCCCAGCGAGAGAGUCUGCAUCGCCGCCGGUCUGAGAGACGACACCGACGGUUUAACCGAAGGUCAGGUCAAGUCGUUGACAGAAUACCGGUUUCGUCAUGCCAUUCGAUCACUGUGGGGUGAGGAUUCCACGCAGUUUCAGUCUUUACGGCGCAUGGAGCAGGGUAUCCUCGACGGAUCCCUCAGCCAGCCCCAGGCCAUGCUCAAUGCAAAGACCCUGUUCAUGAACCGUCCGGUCUUGUUCGUCGCCUUCAGACAUCAUUAUCUUCCCAAGUUGUUUCAUCGAAGAAAUGCCUUGAGUGCAUCGGCGUCUGCUUCCAGGUCCGCGGCGGGGCCUUCGAGAAGUGGCGGCGGGGGAUCGAGUUCCAAGGCGCCUCGUAGAUGA
Exophiala mesophila is the source of this 768-nucleotide messenger RNA. RefSeq lists its product as uncharacterized. The transcript has a single exon. Lineage: Eukaryota; Fungi; Ascomycota; Eurotiomycetes; Chaetothyriales; Herpotrichiellaceae. The record is from RefSeq and is a predicted model, not a curated record. Bases 1 to 768 code for a protein of 255 amino acids.